This is a messenger RNA of Lutra lutra (Eurasian river otter), 1946 nucleotides long. RefSeq names its product TNF superfamily member 9 (gene TNFSF9). Gene Ontology annotation, molecular function: tumor necrosis factor receptor binding. The record is from RefSeq and is a predicted model, not a curated record. Gene Ontology annotation, cellular component: plasma membrane. The transcript is spliced from 3 exons. Gene Ontology annotation, biological process: positive regulation of cytotoxic T cell differentiation; immune response; positive regulation of activated T cell proliferation. Lineage: Eukaryota; Metazoa; Chordata; Mammalia; Carnivora; Mustelidae. The coding region runs from base 199 to 933 and encodes 244 amino acids.
GGGGUAGGCCUCAGAGGGCGAGAAAGCAGAUGGAAAGCGGAGAGAGAUUCAGAGAAGAGAAAGUUAGGGAAACUUCAGACGCGAGGCGGAGAGGGCGGGGCGCCGGGAUCCCCACGCACUCCGCCCCGGAAAGCUCGGCUUCCUGAGUUUUAUAAAGCGCGGGGUCCCGGGCCCGGCUGCAGCCGCCCGUCGCCGGCCAUGUGCCCCCGUACCGACGCCUCCCCGGACCCCGAGGCCCAGCUACCGCCCGGGCCCCCCGGCAGCGCCUGCCGCCCGCUGCCCUGGGCCCUGAGCGCCGCGCUGCUGCUGCUCGCGGGGACCGGCGCCGCCUGCGCGUUCCGCUGGGCCUCGCCCUCGGCCCCCGCCGCGCCGGGCCCUGGGCUCCCCGAGCUCCCCCAGCUCCCCGAGUUCCUGCCGGACGCCGGCGCCCGCCUCCCCGACUCUCCGCAGGGCGUGUUCGCGCAGCUCGUGGCCCGAGAUGUACAGCUGACCGAAGGGCCCUUGCGCUGGUACAGUGACCCCGGCCUGGCAGGCGUGUUCCUGGGGCCGGGCCUGAGUUACGACCAGCACACUGGGGAGCUGAUGGUGGCCGAACCCGGAGUCUACUAUGUUUUCUUGCACCUAAAGCUGCAGCGGGUAGUAUCCAGCCAAGGCUCCGGCUCUGUCUCUGCCGCCCUGCACCUGCAGCCAAUUAGUGCCCCGGGUGCAGCCCUGGCCCUGACCUUGGACCUGCCUCCUCCAUCCUCAGAGGCCCGUGACUCCGCAGCUGGUUUCCGGGGCAGCCUGCUGCACCUGGACGCGGGCCAGCGCCUGGGUGUGCACCUGCGGGCUGAGGCAGGGACACACCUCGCUUGGCAGCUGGCGCAGGGCGCCACCGUCUUGGGCCUCUUCAGGGUGGCCACCAAAGUCCCCGCUGGACUCCCCUCGUCAUGACCCACUGACAUGGGGCCUGGCUCCCGGCCCCUGGACGGAGUAUGAACGUUGCCUUCUUUCACUGGGACUCCCGGUGACAGAGUGUCCCAACUACUCUACCUCACCUGGCUUGGCAGGGGUCCCCGCUGCUGACCCCCUCCUCAAGGACUCUCCAAGUCGCUUUCCAAGUCGCUCUCCCGUUCCUGCCCCAAGUCGGACUUCUGGUAUUUAUUCUGAGCCUGAGCUCAACAAUGGACUUUAUAUUAAUCCAUUCCAUUUCUAUUUAUUGAGCAUCUGCUGUACACAAGGGCCUGAGCAGGGCUGGCGAAACAUCAGUAAACAAAACAGAUUUUGAAAAAAAAAAUCGUUAUUUAUGUUAAUAUGUGAGAAAUAAAGACUCAUCCCCAGCCCCCGUUUUGGCAACCAGGGGGCUAGUCUUCGGGGGUCUGUGUGACUAUGCUGUGUGAGCUCCACGUGCGAAAGUCGUUCUGAGCACGUCCUGUGUGUCGGGCACUGUUUUAGGUGUUGGGGACACAGCUGUGAACAAGACAGACAGAUAGCCCAGCUUUUGCACAUCUGUCCCCAGGUAUGCCUGCUUGGCCCUAGGACUGAGACAGUGUGUGUCCCUGUGUGACUGCACCACGCGGGAGACUGUGCGAUGGUGUUGGUGCUGGAUAAUGGGACACUUGUAUACUCAGCGACUGCCCAGUAUUGAACCUUUACCGUACGUCAGACAGCCUGAGGGACCUUCUUUGGGCCAUAACGACCCUAUGCUUUCGGGACUUCAUACCUGUUUUGUCAUUCUCUCUGCUGGGGACGUGACCCACUUGUAUCUGCGUGGCAGAAGUCCUGUGUAAUUCCGUUCCGCAGGACCUCCCUUGCCAUCUCUGUUCAGUGACCUCAGGCUGGUAACUUGAAAUUAGCCAUGGGCGUCUGCAAACGCUUCAGGCUGGCUUCACGUGAUUGUGUGCGGAUCACCUGUUGAAGACAGUGAUGGGGAGAGCAUGGAUUAAACAUGUAGAUUAAACUCGGAA